GCAUCUACGAUAUUGUCCACUAGUCAAGGCCUCCAUUAUAUCUCCAGCAAGCCAACAUUUCCUUUUUCAGUAAUAAUUUUAAAGUCCGAUCAACCUAGUAUGCAGUUCUCCUGUCUUUCUCCGGCCACCCUUACAAAUGCAAACAACAUGCUAUGCAAAUACCUUAUAUAUACACCAUCCUUAAAACCCUCUUAGCCCAAUCUUCUCCCAGUCCAACACAACCAACCACCCCACUUCCCACCCCACCAUGACUACCACCCACGGCGCUCUCCUGGUCAUCGGCUCUGGCCCCGGCAUCGGCAUACAUACCGCGUCACUUUUCGCCGCCCGCGGCUUCUCCCACAUCCUACUCGUCUCGCGCAGCGCCAGCCGUCUCCAAACCGACGCCGAAGCCGUACGAGCCGCCGCGCCCAAUGCCAUUAUCGACACCAUCGCCGCUGAUGUCUCCUCCGCCUCGUCUCUGAACGCCGCCCUUGCAGAAGCCGAGUCCAAGCUCGCGCAGAGCAGAAUCCCGCUCGAGACUGUGUUUUUCAACGCCGCACGCGUGGGCGAGAGCAAAGUGCUAGAGUUCCCAGUCGAGACGCUCGAGGAGGACUUUCGGGUACGCAACCAAUGCCAUCGUCCCGCGAUUCCCCUGUCGUCCACGCACCUGCUAACCCACGCUCUUCUAGAUCGCCGUCUCAGCGCUCUACAUCACCGCGCAGUGGGCAUUGCCGCGCCUCCUCGCCUUCCGCAGCUCCCAAGCCCAUCCGCACGCAUCCCAGCACCCCUCUUUCCUCGUCACAGGCGGGUUCCUGCACCGCGACCCGUACCCGCCGCUCUUCUCGCUGUCGGCCGUCAAGGCCGCGCAGCACAACCUCGUCGGCACGCUGUACAAGACGCACGCGCGCGCCGGCGUGCACUGCGCCAUGCUGCUGGUGGGCGGCUUCGUGGGCCCGGAUGCCCGCGUCUGCAAUCCCGCCAAUAUUGCUGAGAAGGCUUGGGAGCUGUAUGCGCAGGAGCCGGAGGCGUGGGAGAAGGAGGUUGAGAUCGUGGAGCCGGAUUGGGAGGAGAGGACUAGGUGGGAGGGUUGAGCGUUGGGGUGGUAUGCUUGAAGGAAUUAAGACUGGGGGAACUAGGCUGUUCUAUGUAGAGAAGCAUGCUAGUCCAGAAAUCGCAGCGAUGAGAGAAAGAGAAUAACUCGGAGAUGGGCUGGCAAUAUUCUGCACAGCAGACAGGCACAACCAGGUCUAAAAAUAAAGACG
Molecule: messenger RNA, 1244 nt
Organism: Aplosporella prunicola CBS 121167
Lineage: Eukaryota; Fungi; Ascomycota; Dothideomycetes; Botryosphaeriales; Aplosporellaceae
Exons: 1
Coding region: 248-973 (241 amino acids)
Source: RefSeq, a predicted model, not a curated record